AUGGAUAUCACUGACACUCCGAAGACAUUUAUCACUGAUUGUCAAGUAAUAGCCAUUAAUUCAAACAAGUUGAUAAUCCCCAAUGAGGGUAGCCAGAUGAAGACCCUCAAUGAUGACCAGAGCCCCUAUGGAGGUCAGAUGACCUUCAGUGGGGUCCAAACAACCUAUCUGGGUCAGAUAAAGACACUCAAUGAUGAAGACACUCUCUAUGGAGUCUAUAUGAUGCCAUCUUUGCUAUAUCCUAGAAUUCUGUAUGUUUCCAGCCCUCAUUUGAUCCAAAGACAAUGCUUAGAAAUGCAGAAGUGGAAUCCCAAGACUCAGAAGUGUCCAUUGUAG
Rangifer tarandus platyrhynchus (Svalbard reindeer) is the source of this 336-nucleotide messenger RNA. NCBI's taxonomy places the organism in Eukaryota, Metazoa, Chordata, Mammalia, Artiodactyla, Cervidae. The record is from the annotation of a GenBank genome assembly.